AUGAAGUGCGGCACUUCAUUGAGAGCGACUGCAAAACGCAGUAGAACAAUGUCGGUGGUCAUUUUGCCAAAAAAUGCCGGAUUCCGUAAAGACGUGAUCACAUCGAUAACCGAAGAGUUGAGCCAGGGAAUUUACGCGCCGAUGACAGCCACAGGCCAUUUGAUUGUCAACAAUGUCUACGCGUCAUGCCACAAUAUUGUCAGGUCAACUACACUCGUACAUACGUUCCUCUACUAUCUGAAAUCAGUGGAGAAUCGUAUCAGGCAUUUUCUAAAAAACUGGUGGCCACACAGUAAUCCGGUGUCCGUUUGUGAUUUAUCCAACGAAACGGAUAUCAAAUCUGACGAGAGAACAGACCACUCACCCGAAUAUGAUCUACCUUUCGGAUCACGUCUUUUACUAGAUCUACUCGAUUAUUUUGUUGUGAUAUCGUGA
Anisakis simplex (herring worm) is the source of this 435-nucleotide messenger RNA. Lineage: Eukaryota; Metazoa; Nematoda; Chromadorea; Rhabditida; Anisakidae. The record is from the annotation of a GenBank genome assembly.